Messenger RNA from Cyclocybe aegerita, 2253 nucleotides. Lineage: Eukaryota; Fungi; Basidiomycota; Agaricomycetes; Agaricales; Hemipholiotaceae. The record is from the annotation of a GenBank genome assembly.
AUGAACCCCGAUCCCAAUCGUACCGCAUUUUCUUCAGUCGUUUCCCUUCCCCUGGCCACGACCGUCAUGGCCUCCUCCUCCUCAGACGCCGUCAUCCUAGCGGUUGGCGUCGUUCUCGCCGCUCUCUACCUCUUCCGUGACCAGCUGUUUGCUGCGUCAAAACCCAAAGGUGCUCCAAUCGCUGCCUCCAAGGCCGCCAAUGGUUCAGGAAAUCCUCGCGACUUCAUCGCCAAGAUGAAGGAAGGGAAAAAGCGUCUUGUGAUCUUCUACGGCUCGCAAACGGGUACCGCGGAGGAGUACGCUAUUCGUCUCGCCAAGGAAGCAAAGCAGAAGUUUGGCCUCACAUCGCUUGUCUGCGAUCCCGAGGAGUACGACUUCGACAACCUGGACCAACUACCGGAAGACUGUGCAGCUUUCUUCGUUAUGGCGACUUACGGCGAGGGUGAACCCACGGACAACGCUGUUCAGCUCAUGCAGAAUCUCCAGGAUGAUUCCUUCGAUUUCAGCAACGGCGAACACAAACUAGAGGGCCUCAAGUACGUCAUUUUCGGCCUCGGAAACAGGACAUACGAGCACUACAACCUUAUUGGACGCAAUGUUGAUGCGGCAUUGACUAAAAUGGGUGCCGUUCGGAUUGGUGAACGUGGCGAAGGCGACGACGACAAGAGCAUGGAAGAGGACUACCUUGAAUGGAAGGACGGCAUGUGGGAGGCAUUUGCUACUGCCAUGGGCGUUGAGGAAGGUCAAGGUGGCGAUUCGGCCGAUUUCGUUGUUUCAGAACUAGAAUCGCACCCUACGGAGAAAGUCUACCUGGGUGAAUACUCCGCCCGUGCCCUUACUAAGACCAAGGGUAUUCAUGACGCCAAAAAUCCCUACCCGGCUCCGAUUACAGUCGCCCGCGAACUUUUCGAGAAAACCGCGGACCGCAAUUGCGUCCAUAUCGAAUUUAAUACUGAGGGCUCUGGUAUCACGUAUCAGCACGGCGAUCACGUCGGACUAUGGCCCUUGAACCCAGACGCGGAGGUUGAGCGUCUCUUAUGCGUUUUGGGGUUGCAUGACAAGCGAGACACUGUUAUCGGCAUCGAAUCCCUCGACCCUGCCCUCGCCAAGGUUCCUUUCCCCGUCCCCACUACUUAUGGCACUGUCCUUCGCCACUACCUCGACAUCAGCGCUGUUGCCGGUCGCCAGAUUCUCGGGACUUUGUCCAAGUUCGCCCCUACUCCUGAGGCAGAGGCUUACCUCAAGAAGUUGAACACCGACAAGGAACUUUACGCCAAAAUUGUCCAUGACGGCUGCCUCAAACUUGGUGAAGUCCUCCAACUCGCUGCCGGCAACAACAUCAAGGCUCUCCCGACGCCGGAAAAUACAUCGGCUUGGUCUAUCCCCUUCGACAUCAUCGUUUCGGCGAUCCCUCGUCUUCAGCCUCGGUAUUAUUCCAUUUCCUCGAGCCCUAAGCUCCACCCCAACAGCGUCCACGCCACUGCCGUCGUCCUCAAGUACGAGAACCAGCCUCGUGAGCACGUUCCCCACAAGUGGGUCUAUGGCGUCGGGUCCAACUUCCUGCUCAACCUCAAGCAUGCCCACAACAACGAGCCUGUCCCUCUCGUCAGUGAAGACGGUGAAGAACGUGUUGUUGUCCCCGCAUACCUCAUCGAAGGUCCUCGUGGCGCAUACAAGACGGAAACUCACUACAAAGCUCCUAUUCAUAUCAGGCGUUCGACGUUCAGGCUCCCAACCAACCCGAAGAGCCCGGUCAUCAUGAUCGGUCCUGGAACUGGUGUGGCUCCAUUCCGUGGCUUCAUCCAAGAGCGUGUUGCUCUCGCCCGCCGAUCGCUCGAGAAGAAUGGACCAGACGCUCUCGCUGACUGGGGACGGAUAUCACUCUUCUACGGCUGCCGCAAAUCGACCGAGGACUUCCUGUACAAGGAUGAAUGGCCACAUUACGAGGAGGAGCUCAAGGGCAAGUUCAAGAUUCACACUGCCUUCUCUCGCGAGAACUUCAAGCCGGACGGCAGCAAGAUCUAUGUGCAGGACCUGAUCUGGGAAGACCGGGAGAACAUCGCUGACGCCAUCCUGAACGGCAAGGGAUACGUGUAUAUCUGCGGUGACGCUAAGAGCAUGAGCAAGCAAGUCGAGGAGAUUCUAGCGAAGAUCCUCGGUGAGGCUAAGGGUGGUUCGGCUGCCGUCGAGGGCACUGCUGAGAUCAAGCUCCUGAAGGAGAGGUCAAGGCUUAUGCUGGAUGUGUGGAGUUAA